Molecule: messenger RNA, 987 nt
Organism: [Torrubiella] hemipterigena
Lineage: Eukaryota; Fungi; Ascomycota; Sordariomycetes; Hypocreales; Clavicipitaceae
Source: the annotation of a GenBank genome assembly
AUGGCCUCUCACGAAGCUCAAAAUCUUAACCCAGGAGCCAUUUGUGCCGCAAUCUCUCACCUCCAACUAGGUGGCAGUGACCCCUUUGUGAACGGAGAAUUCCAAGGCGGCGAGUGUCGCAUCUUCAGGGUGAGCUUCAAGGAUCACCCAAGCCUGUCAUUGCGUGUCGGCCAUCCUACUGAUGGGAAUCGACAAGACAUUAUUGAUAGCGUUGAUAUGGAAAGGCAUAUUUUUCGGACACUGGAGGAAAAAGGCUUCACUUGGUUCCCUCACUACCGUGGCGCCAGCCUCACAUUUGACAACCCAAUCAAGUAUCCAUUCAUGGUGCUAGAAUGGAUUGAAGGCUCCCCUUUGAGAUGGGAUGACGAUACCCCAUCGCAGCCUAUUCGUGGCGCCUUGCUUGCCCAAAUAGCUGAGAUUCAACUUUCAUUGAUAUCGAGUACCUUAGAAACGCGAUCUAUAACUGCGUCGACUUUCUUCGAACGACGGAUCAGAAAUCAGCUUAAUCGCGCACAUGAUGGUAAACUCCCUGGUCUCACCGCGAAGGACUGUCUCGACCAGCUAGCACUGCUUCCCAAGGUUCUCGGCCAAGAUGGCAAUAGUAGACUCUUUGCCAUGGACCAUGGCGAUAUGAAGCCAGCGAACAUCAUUGUUGACGAAGAGUAUAAUGUAAAAUGUAUUAUUGACUGGGGAUUUGCGGCAAUUGUUCCUCUCGCUCAAGCGGCCAAGUUGCCGUGUUUCUUGUGGACGGAUGAAUCAGCAACUUGUGCCCCAAGCCGAAGCAUGCUCAAGGAUAGACAAAUAUACGUCGGAUCGUUUUCAUCGCAAAAUUCGCAGGCAGCUCUAAUCAUGAAGCGCUGGCAAGGCGCCAAGGACGUUGACUUUCGCACACUCUACUUGGAGUCCAUAUCGAGCAAGGGGAUGCUCGCAUCCAUGGCAAGCUUAGGUUGGAAGUUACCGUAUUGCGAAUUUAUUGAAGAAUUCUAG